CUCCUGGUAAGAUCCCAAUAGGUUGCAAAUGGGUAUUUAAAGUUAAAUACAAGUCUGAUGGAUCCAUAGAACGUUUCAAAGCUAGGUUAAUUGCCAAAUGCUACACUCAAACCUAUGGCCUAGAUUAUUUUGAUACCUUUAGUCAUGUCGCUAAGAUUACCACCAUUAGAGCUUUACUAACUUUAGCUGCUAUUAAUAAUUGGCACCUGCAUCAUUUAGAUGUAAAUACAGUCUUUUUACAUGGAGACCUUGAUGAAGAGGUAUACAUGGUUCUACCCCAUGGCCUAACUACUGAUCCUGCUGAUGCAAACAAAGUUUGCAAGUUAACCAAAAGUCUAUAUGGUCUGAAACCAGCCAGUAGACAGUGAUUCCUCAAACUAACAUCCAAACUUAUUUCCCUUGGUUAUACACAGUCUAAAUCGGAUUAUUCUUUGUUUAUUAAAAAUCAACCUACUUCCUACACUGCUCUACUUGUCUAUGUGGAUGAUAUAGUAUUAACUGGUAAUGAUAUGUCUGAGAUAAAUAGGGUAAAAGAACAUCUAGAUAAAGCUUUUACUAUAAAAGACCUAGGUAAGCUUAAAUAUUUUCUUGGGAUGGAGAUAGCUCGCUCUUCUGCAGAUAUACACAUGAACCAGAGAAAAUACGCUCUGGAACUUCUAGAGGACCAAGGCAUGCUGGCCUCCAAGCCUGCCAACUCUCCUCUUGAGCCAGGACUACAAUUAUCUCAAACAACAGGAGAACUUCUUUCUGAGGAUGAAGCAACCAACUAUAGGACACUAGUAGGCCGAUUGCAGUACCUCUGCAAUACUCGACCAGGCCUACAGUUCGCUGUAAACUAUCUGGCACAAUUUGUCUCCAGUCCCAGAACUCCUCAUCAGCAAGCAAUUCAACGGGUUCUUCGUUACAUCAAGGCAGCACCAGCACAAGGACUGUUCUUCUCCGCAAAGUCAUCUGUUGAUCUUCAUGCAUAUACUGACGCGGAUUGGGCAGGCUGUCUUAACACUAGAAGAUCUACUUCAGGCUAUUGUGUCUUCCUCGGACACUCUCUGAUCUCCUGGGCUGCUCAGAAGCAACAUGUUGUUUCCCGCUCCUCAGCAGAAGCUGAGUAUAGAGCUCUGGCAGAAACAACAUGUGAGCUGCAAUGGCUAUCAUCCCUGCUCAAGGAACUGCAUCAGCAAGUACAACUGCCACUAUAGGUUCAUUGUGAUAGCAAAUCUGCUAUUCACAUGGCGUCCAAUCCAGUCCAGCAUAAGCGCACAAAGCACAUAGAGCUAGACUGCCAUCUUAAGCGCGCAAAUCUGCUAUUCACAUGGGUAUCCAUUUUUCAAGAACUUAUCUCCAAGCUGCCCAUCCAUUCCAUACAUGGUCAGCUUGUCGGGGGAGAGGGGGGUGUUGAGGGAAACUGUAUCGUUUCCAUGUAGAUAGGUUAGAUAGGUUAUUGGUUCAUGAAUGAACCGGUUAGAUAGGU
Messenger RNA from Linum trigynum, 1468 nucleotides. The record is from the annotation of a GenBank genome assembly. Lineage: Eukaryota; Viridiplantae; Streptophyta; Magnoliopsida; Malpighiales; Linaceae.